Chionomys nivalis (European snow vole) is the source of this 1607-nucleotide messenger RNA. RefSeq names its product adhesion G protein-coupled receptor E1-like. NCBI's taxonomy places the organism in Eukaryota, Metazoa, Chordata, Mammalia, Rodentia, Cricetidae. Gene Ontology annotation, biological process: cell surface receptor signaling pathway; adenylate cyclase-activating G protein-coupled receptor signaling pathway. Gene Ontology annotation, molecular function: G protein-coupled receptor activity. Gene Ontology annotation, cellular component: membrane. The record is from RefSeq and is a predicted model, not a curated record.
AUGUGGAGUAUAAACUGGCUCAGGCACCGGCUUGCUGUGGCCUGCAAAGGAAAUGUUUCUUUGCAGAGUGCAGCUAUGAGUAUCUCCCUUGUGCUGGAGCAAGUACCCAUGCAGACUGAGAUCAGCAGAGAGGAGACAUCAGCCCUGGGCACUAUCAUGCUGGAGACUUUGGAAAGUGCCAUGUUGGCCACACUUCUGACACCCUCUGGAAACGUCAGAGAGACCAUUUGGACAGAAAACCUAGACAUCGAAAGCAGAGUUAUCAAUGAAGAAUGCAAUGAUGAGAAUGUCUCCUUUAACUUGAAAGCCAGAGGUGAUGAGAUGAAUGUUAGCUGUUUCAUCAUUGAGGAAUCAGAAUCCACAGGGACCACAGGAGUGGCUUUUGUCUCCUUUGCAAACAUGGAAUCGGUUUUAGAUGAACGCUUCUUCGAAGAUGGUCUGGCCUCCUGGAAGCUGAAGAUGAAUUCCCGUGUUGUUGGUGGCAUUGUGACAGAGGAGAAGAAGGAGGGCUUCUCCAAGACUGUUGUCUACACUCUCCAGCACAUCCAGCCAAAGCAGAAGUCUGAGGGGCCCAUCUGUGUCUCUUGGAACCCUAAUGUGGAGGAUGGGAGAUGGACACGCUCAGGCUGUGAGAUCACCAAAGCAUCUGAGACAUACACAGAGUGCAGCUGUAACCGGAUGGCAAACUUGGCCAUCAUCAUGGCUUCUCAGGAGCUCACAAUGUAAUUCUCCUUGUACGUCAUCAGUCACGUGGGUACAGUCAUCUCCCUGGUGUGCCUCACCUUAGCCAUAGCCACCUUCCUGCUGUGCAGUGCUGUUCAGAACCAGAACACCUACAUGCACCUGCACCUUUGUGUGUAUCUCUUCCUGGCCAAAUUUCUCUUCCUAAUGGGUGUAGACAAGACGGACAUCCAGACGGCCUGUGCCAUCAUUGCGGGAUUCCUGCACUAUCUUUUCCUUGCCUGCUUCUUCUGGAUGCUGGUGGAGGCAGUAAUGUUCUUCCUGAUGGUGAGAAACCUGAAGGUGGUGAAUUAUUUCAGCUCUCGAAACAUCAAGAUGCCCCUCUGUGCCUUUGGCUAUGGGCUUCCAGGCCUGGUUGUCGUGAUCUCUGCCAGCGUACAGCCCCAGGGCUUUGGGAUGCAUAGUAUCUGUUGGCUGAAUAGAGAGACUGGGUUCAUCUGGAGUUUCCUGGGGCCAGUCUUCAUGAUCAUCACGAUCAACUCUGUUCUCCUCACCUGGACCCUGUGGGUACUAAGGCAGAAGCUCUGUAGCGUCAGCUCAGAAGUCUCAGAACUUAAGGACACCAGGUUGCUUACCUUCAAGGCUGUUGCCCAGAUCUUUGUCUUGGGCUGUUCCUGGGUGCUGGGCAUUUUCCAGAUUGACUCAAUGGCAAGCACCAUGGCGUACCUGUUAACCAUUAUCAACAGCCUGCAGGGGGCCUUCAUCUUCCUCAUUCAUUGUCUGCUCAACCGCCAGGUACGGGAUGAAUAUAGGAAAGUCAUCACCAGGAAGACUGAAUCUAGCUCCCAUUCCCAGACUUCAGGGAUCUUACUGACAUCUAUGCAACCCAUUUCCAAGAUGGGUUAACAUCAUUUCUUGCCUUUAAA